UGCGCAUUAAUUGGGAAGCAUCCGCGCAACGAACAGGUCUGGCCGAGCUGCAAUGUCUCUAGCAAAGGGGAUCAAGGUCCAGCCCUCCAGAUUCUCCGCUCUAAACAUCGACUCGGACUCUGAUAGCGAAGUGAGCGGAGUGGAGUGGCUGGAGGUGGUCGGAAAGGGCUCCAAGUCAAAGGGAAAAGACGGAGCGGCGCAAGCACAGCAUAGAGAGGCGGUAAGUGGAAAUCGCCCGCUCUCCAAGAGUGCUAAGAAGCGGGCGAGGAAGAAGAGAAACCAGCAGUCAGAGUCAAAAGGUGCAGGAGGUGAGGAGCAGGAUGGCGUAGAGAGAGGUGAGGGUCUCGGGAGCGAAGAUCAGGCACGGCAGGAGAGAGAUGGUGUAGCUGCAGACUUAGAGUUUCAGAGAGAGCUCGAGGAGGCAAUUUUGCAGAGCAAGAUAUCUGCCGAGAAAGAACAGGAGAUCGAGAGACAGAGAAAGGCAGCGUUUGCUCUGAAGAAACAGUCAAAGAAGGGAGUGAAGAUGUCAUUGCAGUCUCUCCACAGAGGAGAUCUCAUCUCAGACUCUGAAAAUCUUAAAAGCCCUCAGGUAUAGCACGUAUAUGUACGUAUAAGCCUACAGUUGUUAUGGACUGGAACACUGAACACUCAUAAAAUUUGUGUUGUACAUGUUUGCUUGCUUGUAUCUGUGAUACAGAAUAAAGGUGAAAUACAUGGUAUUAUAGGGAAUGCAGUGGCAGUGUAUACGUAAGUGCUGAAUUGUUACUAAAAAUAGAUCUUAACAAUAGGGCCCAGUGCCAAAAUGCAGUUUCGUUUCUAUUUUCAGUAACAUUCUAAAUUUAGCCCAUACACAUAAUUAUACUGCCGCAUUCCCUUCAAUGUUCCUGUGUUUCUGUAGGUUUCAGAGACGGUGAACGAUGACUCGGCAUUUUUCGAGCGUCUUGGUCAGGACGUGGAGCUGGAGAUGAAGAAGCAGCCGGAGAGACGAGUCAGCGAGUCACUAAUGUCUCCCGGUUGAGGAGUCGGCGAGAGUGGCUCACGCGAUGGACGAACUGGAGAAGAGAGACAAGACCAUUGUUAGUCUCAGAACAGAGAACAAAGCUCUCAUGGAUCAAAUGAAGGAGGUGAAAGGCCGAAACCAGAAACUAUGCAAGAUAUUAGGACAGGGAGAGUUUUCAACCAAGACACAGUUACUGGAGCAGAUUGAAGAGCUUACAACCGUCAAGAAUGAACUGACAGCAGAGGCAAGGCAACAGAAAUAGCGCUCUCGUAGACUCUGCUGCUAACAUGAAGCUUUUCCCUACAGGUGGAGCGUCUUCAUUCACUGUUGGAACAGGAGAGAUCUAGAAACAAGUUACUACAAGCAGAGCUCACGAAACACAACUCAAAGGCCGGGAAACCACGCCAUAACUAGUAUAUACACCUCACUGCAUUCACAUUUUGUUGUCAUGCUAUAUAUACCUUU
Molecule: messenger RNA, 1465 nt
Organism: Geodia barretti
Lineage: Eukaryota; Metazoa; Porifera; Demospongiae; Tetractinellida; Geodiidae
Source: the annotation of a GenBank genome assembly